AUGUUGGAGCUUUCCACAUCGGCCGGCGGGCGGAAAUCGAGGGGGGAGUUGGGGAUCGAAGUGCCGGGGAGGAAUUUCGGGGAAGAGCCGUCGUCGUCGGCGGUGGCGGAGUCUCAGGCGAGUCAGGGGUUCAGGUCGCCGAUGAGCCGGAUGCUUUCGUUUAAUUGUAGCAAUACUAUAAAGCACACUAAAAUGCCUCAUUCGAGUUAUCGAAUCAACUUAUUUGUAGCAAGCAUUGUCGGCUUAACUCUGGCUAUAGAAUUCAUGGGACAUUGUCGGUUUGGUCGACACUCAUUUGUGAUUGUGGAAUUUCCAUCGAGAAUUACAUGCGGCACUCGUUAUUAG
Molecule: messenger RNA, 345 nt
Organism: Linum trigynum
Lineage: Eukaryota; Viridiplantae; Streptophyta; Magnoliopsida; Malpighiales; Linaceae
Source: the annotation of a GenBank genome assembly